AUGCUUGUUCAUCCCGUUUGUAAAUACAAAGGACAGGCAGGAGCAAUUCGUUCUAUUGAUGCUCAUCCAAGUGCCCCUUACGUCGCGACAUGUGGUAUAGAUCGUUUCGUCCGUGUGCAUGAUAUCGAUACGAGGAAGCUUGCACACAAGAAGGAGAUCAACUGCGACAGCGAUUCUGCUUCCGCAAGUGGCUCAGAUGAUGACGAGUCGGUAGAUGAGUGCAAUUGGGAGAAACUAGGUGUAAGCGAUGACGAUGAUCCGAUGAACAAUGGAACCUUAAGAAAGCGACGCGACGAAGAAGCUGCCUCCAUCGAAAAUGAAAGCUGCGGUGAUGAGCCUGCCUCCAAAAAGAGAAGAGUGACCAAGUCGAAGAAACGAAGAGAGGAACCGGAAGCGGCAGAGGAGCCUGCCGAACCAUGCAAAAAAGCCAGGAUCGCCAAAGGAGUUAAACGACACGACGAGAUCAAAGAAGAGGUAAAAUCAUGA
Messenger RNA from Cooperia oncophora, 486 nucleotides. NCBI's taxonomy places the organism in Eukaryota, Metazoa, Nematoda, Chromadorea, Rhabditida, Trichostrongylidae. The record is from the annotation of a GenBank genome assembly.